This is a messenger RNA of Phragmites australis (common reed), 1952 nucleotides long. RefSeq lists its product as uncharacterized. Gene Ontology annotation, biological process: ubiquitin-dependent protein catabolic process. The record is from RefSeq and is a predicted model, not a curated record. Gene Ontology annotation, molecular function: ubiquitin protein ligase activity; ubiquitin-like protein conjugating enzyme binding. Bases 277 to 1536 code for a protein of 419 amino acids. The transcript has 2 exons. Gene Ontology annotation, cellular component: endoplasmic reticulum. Lineage: Eukaryota; Viridiplantae; Streptophyta; Magnoliopsida; Poales; Poaceae.
CGCCCAAGGGAAGUUCUUGACGCCUGCUCGGUCGUCCCUCCCUCCGUGUGGCGAUUGGCGAACGGAGACGGAGGCGGAGUCCCCCUCUCUCUCCGAGCUCCUCUUAUCUCUCCUCCGAUUCCUCCUCUUUUUUUAAGAAAUUUGAAGCCUCCGAUUCCUCCUCUUCAUCGAUCACCGACUCCGACCAUCGUCGACUGCCCUCCGGCACAGGCAGGCAGUGACUUUCCUCGAUCGCAAUUCUUCACCCACCCGAUCCAUUCGAUUUGAUUCAAUUCCAUGGCCGGCUGGAUCAAUUCCACCGGCACCGGCAGCGGUGGCGGCCGAGGAGCUGGAGGAGGAGGCUUCACAAACCGCCGAUAUACCAGUGACGUCAUCCACGGCGGCGGCGGCAGGUGGAGAGGAGAGAGGUCAAGGGGGAGGCCACCCCCGCAGCCUCACUAUCGCUACCGCCCUGUCGAUGCCGCUCAUCGCCACUCACCGCCCUCCUCCGGACCCGUCCUAUCUGAACAGGCAGCCUCCUCCACUUCCACCCGCCACGCACAAAUAACUCAUCCAACCUCAACCGCCUCCGGAAUCGCGGCUCCUGCCAGUACCAAGGAGCCCGACGACAAGGCUAGCCGCAACGCCGCCAACUUCGAGUGCAACGUCUGCUUCGACAUGGCCGCUGAACCUGUCGUCACCAAGUGCGGCCAUCUCUUCUGCUGGGAGUGCCUCUAUCAGUGGCUCCAUGUCCACUCGCACCACCGUGAGUGCCCUGUCUGCAAGGGCCAGGUCGUCGACGAUGCCAUCAUACCCAUCUAUGGACGUGGUGGCUCUGCAGCCUCCAUGGACAACGCCCCGCCACGGCCCACUGGGGCCAGAGUCGAGAGCUCCAGGCAGCAGCAACAGCACCAGCUGCGUACUUUCCCUCACCCCAUGGUGUAUAUGGAUGAUCAAGAAGGCGACCCCUUUGAUUUGCAAGGCAUGAUGAAUUUUGGCUUUGAAGCUACCUCACUCAGAGAUGCUGUCAUGAGGUUCAUGCCUCCCAACUUUGAUGACAUGGAGAUGGAAGACCAAUAUGAUGACUACUCCUAUGAAUACGACCCCACCGACUCUGAUGAGGUCCACGACUACCAUUUGCUGGGUUUUCCGGUGUUUGCGUCUACUGGGGCUGAGGCUGGUAACCCCAGCUCCUCACAGGCACAUGCUGAUUUGAGCAACCUUACGGACAACAUCGUUGGCACUGCCACUGGUGUCUAUCAUCACCAAGAGUUUGGCUACACUGGUGCAAACACUCAUAACCGGGGACGGCAUGGCCGCCGUCAUCGCACAAGGGCAAGAUCAUCAGCAGAUCACUCAAGCACCGAUGGAAUGCUGAUGGGGGGCAGCGGUGCUUUUUACCGUGGCAAUAGUGCCAGUUCUAAUGUUAGUGCAGGCGCUUCUUCUCGGCCUAAUGGUGGCUGGGCUGAGAGAAGAGGCAGAAGCAGCCGGAAUUCAAAUCCAGCCGGUGGAAGAGGGGUGCAGGAUAGCAGGAGACAGAGGCCAGAUUACAACUGAUAGGUGAUAUUCGGCCAGGCGAGAUGAUAGCAGUGUUGAGAUAAACAAACAAACAAACUUGUCAAUCCUUCUCUCUCUCUCUCUCUCUCUCUCUCUCUCUCUCUCUCUCUCUCUCUCUCUCUCUCUCUCCUGAUGGAAAGUACCAAUGAAUGUGAUAGACUAGCUGAAAUGCUCUACUUGGUUGAUGCUAAUACCGUCUUCUACAUCUGAUGCAUACAUUCAGAAACUUAUGACAUUAGCUCUGCAUUGGACUAGUUAGUUACAGCAGUAGGGAGUCUUGUUAAGUUGGUUCUGCAGACAGAUGUUGGUUGAGAUGGCAACCAGCAGUGGUGCUUUCAGAAAAAGGCGCUCGCUUUCUUGUGGUGGUUGGAUGGAAAUCGGAGCCAGGAUUUUCAAUUUUGUGGUUGCUUUCUAAA